AUGGAUGCCUGUAUUCCGUUUGGACCACCAUUAGCUAUGUUCGUAUGCACUAUUGCAUUAGAUCCAAUCAGAAUAAUUAUAUUAAUUGCGAGUGCAUUUUUCUGGCUUUUAUCUUUUCUCCUGUCAUCUUUUUUGUGGUUUAUAAUUCCCGGACAGCAUUUAAGUUACGGACUUUUGUAUUCGGUGCUAUUUCAAGAAUUGUUUCGUUUUAUAGUUUAUAAACUUAUAAGAAGUGCUGAAGGAGGGCUUAAAAAAAUAACGGACAAUGAAACACAAAUUAUUGAAAAUAAGCAUAUUUUAGCUUAUGUUGCCGGUUUAGGUUUCGGAAUCAUGAGUGGAUUGUUCGCAUUAAUAAAUGUAUUGGCUGAUUCAUUAGGACCUGCUACGAUGGGUCUUCACCAAGGAAGCGAGAAAUUUUUUAUGACGUCUGCAGCUACUACAUUGUGUUUUAUUUUACUACAUACAUUUUGGGGAGUGAUAUUUUUUUCUGCUGCUGACUCGAAAAAUUACAUAAAUAUUACUUGGGUGUUAUUGACUCACCUAAUUGUGUCUGCUUUAACAUUUUUCAAUCAAAAAGAAUGGUACUUAGCAAGUCUCCUACCUGCAUAUAUUAUAAUGAUUUUUACUGGGCUUUUGGCAUUUAAAGUGGCUGGUGGAUCUCUGAGAAUUUUUUGGCCACUUUAA
Pediculus humanus corporis (human body louse) is the source of this 684-nucleotide messenger RNA. Its product is annotated as gamma-secretase subunit Aph-1, putative. Gene Ontology annotation, molecular function: protein-macromolecule adaptor activity. The transcript is spliced from 2 exons. The coding region runs from base 1 to 684 and encodes 227 amino acids. Gene Ontology annotation, cellular component: membrane; gamma-secretase complex; endoplasmic reticulum. Gene Ontology annotation, biological process: positive regulation of catalytic activity; Notch receptor processing; Notch signaling pathway. NCBI's taxonomy places the organism in Eukaryota, Metazoa, Arthropoda, Insecta, Psocodea, Pediculidae. The record is from RefSeq and is a predicted model, not a curated record.